AAUGGAGAUCAGGAACCGGCUGAGUAUCCAAAGGAGGAAUCGGAAAGCCAAGCCGCUCCUGUUGCAGAGGAGAAUGUGAGCCAAGGACAACAACAAACGGAAGAGCAGGAUUUUCCUGAGGAAGUUACCGUUGAAACUGAGCGGGAUCCAGAAGAAUAUGUACAAGAAGAGAAGGAUCGUGUUUAUGCCGCAGAGGAAAAAGUGCAUCAUGAUGAGCCUCAACCGGCAGAAGGAGGUGCUGAUAAGGAUGUGGGAGAGUACGUUGAGGAAGAAACGGUUCCACCUACCGUAGGUGAAGGAGAGCAGGAACAGGGGCAGGAUAAAUCCGGGCAAGCCGAAGAGGAUAAUGUUGACAAGGGAAGAUCUGUAGAUCGUGAAGAGGAUCAACGGGAUGUAAGGCGUGUUGAAACUGCUGAUCAAGGUUCUCCUGAAGAUGAGGUACUUCCGCCUCACACCCAAGAGGUUAAUUGUCUAUUUAAACCGAGGAAACAUCCGUUCACUCAACCUUCUCGUUGGGAUCCCAUUGAAUAUGAUGUCAAUGAGGAUACUGAUGACGAGUUCGAGAUGGCAACAGCAAUGCAACCAGUUUAUGAGAAAGAGGAAGGGGCUGUUGAAAAACCAGCAUUUAAGAAUGGUGAACCAGACUAUGAAGGUGAUUAUCUUUCAUGCUUUGAUGAACCUAACUUACUUUACCGUAUUUUGAACCGUGAAGAAAAAACAUGGGCAUUCUACAAUGAUACUCGCAACUAUGAAAUGCAUGUGCAGUUUACAUUUGGAAAACACUCCAAGUUAGAGCCACUUGAAAAUACAGGAAUGCAUACCAAAGCUAAUGGUGAACAUGUGGCUGAGGUUGUUGUUUACCCUGGUGAAACAGAGAUGUUUGUAAAGGGUAAUGUAAAUGGUUUUACAAGCAAGCUUCGGGCUCUCCCAUUAUCUGAAGAGUACUAUCUUCGUCGUCAAGAACUUGCUGAUGAAACAAUUCAACAAGAAAUUGCACAAAUUAAAGGAUUUGUUGGUGACGUGACUAAUUCUGAAGAAGUUUUAAGAACUUGCGUUGAAAACGGUAUUCCUUUUGUGGAUCUUGAAUUUCCCCCUUGUCAAGCUUCACUAGAUACUGGAGCAAAGAAACCCUUCAAGCAUCUCCCUUGGGCUCGUCCUUCUUCAUACUUGCCUGAUAAUAUGAUUGAUCAGGUUCGUCUUUUCAGAGGUCCUAUUCGACCUGCUGAAGUGGAUCAAGGAGAAUUGGGUGAUAACUGGUUGCUAUGCUCUGUCGCUGCAGUGUCAGAAAAUCCUAAAAGUAUUGUUAACAUGUUCCGUCACCCAACUGAUCCUGAAAUGGGAAAGAGGGAACGUGCGGUUGGUGGAUACCGUGUAACUUUUAACAAAAAUGGAGUAUGGCGCAGUGUAAUUGUUGACAAUUAUCUUCCUAUUGCUGGUGGUAAACCUAAAUAUGCAAAGAGCAAAAAUGACCUCGCUGAGGUUUGGCCUUCUAUUAUGCAAAAAGCAUUUGCUAAAUUACAUGGAAGUUACGCAAGUAUUUGCUCAGGUGAUCCUCUUCACGCUCUUCAAGAUAUUACAGGACGUCCUUGCUGUCGCUUUGAUGAAGCCUUUUCUGAUGCUUCCCGUUCUGGCAAAGAUGAUCUCUUCCAAGAUUGGAUAAAAUAUCUCAAGUCUCACUACUUGAUAAUUGUGAGUACACCAGGUAAAGAUCCCAGAGAUGGUACGUCAAAUGAUCCUAAAUUGGUUAAUCAAUACAAAAGUGUUGGACUCCUCACUGGUCAUGCAUAUACUAUCCUUGAUGCGAAAUUCUUCCCCGAGUAUGAAUUGCGUUUGGUGAAGGUUCGUAACGCAUGGGGUCGUCAUACUGAAUGGAAUGGUGAUUGGUGUGAUGAUGAUGAAAAAUGGGAGCAGUACCCUGAUGUGGCUGAGGCCUGCUCUUUUCAAAAAGCCAACGAUGGUACUUUUUGGAUGACAUGGGAGACUUGUCUUUAUUAUUUUAAUGGAGGAGGUGUAUCCUUUUUCCAGCCUUCCGUUAAUGAUUACCGUGUACCUUCGAAAUUUGUGGAUUGCGUACCAUCUUGUGUACUUGAAGUCAGUGUUGAAGAACCAACAUGGAUGUGUUUUACAAUUUCCCAACAGGAUAAACGUGGUCGCGCUGAUGUGAGUGAAUAUCAACCUGUUAUGAUAAGUGUUGCACAUCCAGUUGAAGAUGAAUUGUACAAGGUGGUGGAGAACAGUUCAGCUGAUGCUUCUCAUCCACUCACUGAUAAAUGGACCUUCUUCCAAGCACGUGAUGUGAGUUUGAUGCACAAAUUCCUCCCAGAUCAUUCACCCUACCUUUUAAUUCCUCGUCUUAUGCCUAUGGAAGGACAGGCUGGGGAAGUAUCCUAUACAUUGGGUUUUUCAUGCAAUAAAGUUCUUGGUCAGGAAGGUGUCACAGUUAACUUCAAGAAAUUGGAUAAGGAUAAUCGUGUGUUCCAAAACUUCCCCAAGUUUGAUCCUGAGGUAACUCCAGUCGAAGUGGAGUACCAAGCAAAGAUGGCCAAUGAUGGAUACCCCAAGACUAAGGAAGGGUCAUCAGUGCAGUAA
Molecule: messenger RNA, 2589 nt
Organism: Trypanosoma theileri
Lineage: Eukaryota; Euglenozoa; Kinetoplastea; Trypanosomatida; Trypanosomatidae
Product: calpain-like cysteine peptidase
Exons: 1
Biological process (GO): proteolysis
Molecular function (GO): calcium-dependent cysteine-type endopeptidase activity
Source: RefSeq, a predicted model, not a curated record